UUUGUGUCUGUUUUUGUUAUAUAUUUUUUAUCUGAUUCUGUCAUUGUGACCAACCAGUGCUAGCUGUCGCCUGCUCCGUCAGAGAAGUAUUGAUCCGUCGUACGACUGCCAAAGAGAGAGAGAAACACUGAAAAACGGAUGACGAAAAAGCCUCUCUUUGAUUUGGAAUAAUUUUCAUCAAUGGAUGAGCAUUUUGCGGUGUUUUUGGUACAUUUCACUGGGUAACACUGAGUACGAGUGGAGGGGCUGUUCUGCGAUGUCUAAGCGGACCAUCACUUGCGUCAGCAUGUCACUACAGUCGGUUUGAGAAACAGUCACAGAAUGCCUCAAGGAAAGGACUUUACAGACACCAACUUUAAUUCCGGUUCCGGUCAGGCAGCGCCACCUUACGUCACCUUGAGUAUUCUGGUGGCGGGAGUGGUAGGGGGCGUGGUCAUUGUGGUGGCGGUUCUGUUCUGCUGUAAAUGCUGUUCAGAGAGGUCAAAGUCAAAGCGGAGAUUUACUCUCAAUGACUCCUUGCACAUUACUGACAUUGAAAGAAGUGUGACGUCACCAACCUCCAAAUACGAAAAUGCCCACUCUGACCUAUUUUCAGAUCCAAGCAUUGGGUCAAUAGAGGGGAUUAUUUCCAGUCCCCGGAACGAAUUUCAUCAAAAGGACACAGAUCAACUCUUUUGUGAAGCAUCCGAAACAACGAAACUCAAGUCUGAUUUCGAGAAAGAAGAAUACAAAAACGACCUGGGUAAUUUGGAGUACUCCAAAGAGGAACCAGUUUCUCCUUCAGAAGAACCAGUUAACGACAAAGCCUCCAGGCGAGUAUCCUUCCAACUGGAAGAUCUUCCGCCCAGUCAGCACCUGCGCAAAGGAAGGAGGUAUACCGAUGGUGACUUUCAUCAUUUGAAAAGGUCAAGGAUCGGGAAGAUGACCCCACGCCAGUAUUCCCUUGGAGACCGACAUCCCGAUUCUUCCACUGGACUUGGUCCUCUUGAAAAACCCCUCUCCGAAAAGGUUGACCAGGACCUUCCGGUCCUUGCUAGAUGUGUUGAAAAAGAGACUCAUCCGGUACCGUUUAAAACCGAAGUGGCAGUAGAGAUACAUCAAAAUCCCCAGGAGAGCAUCCCCGGGAAAAGUCUACCGAAGCUGAAACCUUCCGUCUGUGAGAAGAAACAAUGGCGCUUUAAGAUGUAUUCACAGAGUCUGGACACGACGUCUUAUGAUGACGAAUACAAGCAAGAGGGGAAACGAUCGAGGAGCUAUCACGACAUCGGGGACUACGACGUCUUACAGAUCACCGAGUUCAAAGGACCGUUCUUCAAUACAGAUUUCGAUGCUAUAUCCGAGUUAGGGUCCUCGAGUAGUAGCAAAGUUCGAUAUAACGAUACAGGUAGUAUUGAACAACUAAACGACGAAAACUUAGAUAGUUUGGAAUUUUUCGAAGAAUUUGAAAUGGACACAUUAAGAAUUGAUGAUAGCGAUGGUAAUGAAACAAUUAACGGUACGCAGAAAUACCGCGAGUUGUGGAACCUGAGGACUACGUUUGAAGAGGAAGAGGAAUGUAGUGAUACGAUCAGAAUGGAGGAUAUGACGUCACCCGAUCAGUCGCCCGAGACAGAUGUUAAGAAUAUUUUUGAUCCUCGCACAAGUCCAGACGGUGAAGUGAAAGGUAGCAAGUUGGCUUCAGCCGAUCCAGAACCUGCGAGGGAAAUGAUCCCAAUGGUUGAUAAUCCCUCUUCAGAAAAGAGACGCCAGACAUAUAAAAAUAUUCUUGAACGUCGAAGUGAACAACGUUCUGUUCACAGUUCACAUAAUACUGAAAACAGCUUUGAUAGUGUUACAACAGCAGAGACUGAUGGCGACCGAUCGGACACCAGCCGACCGGAAGUGACGACAACUUCCUUUGAGUCGACGACUGAUAACACAGACAGCACGACAGAGAGCCAAAACCACAAACUGAUUCAGAUGAAAGCUGACAGCGGCUACAAGUCGCUAGAAACUCAACACCCGUCAAAUCUCUUCAAGAGAAACCACAGCACAGGUGAGAUUGAAGAAGAAAUCGUAGAGUUAGAACCAGUCAGUGAAAAAAUCUUUGUUCACGCUCACUCCCUUCCAGAGAGCGGUACUUCCGGUGAACGCGCCUUUUUUGACAGGCGCACAGGCAAAACUGCCUCUCGAAAGAGACGAGAAUAUCGACGAGAGCGACAGAUGGUACAAGUGUAUGAAAGCAUUAACGAACCCGAAAGUGAUUCGAAAUCUGACCAGCAAUCAAUUGAUAGUAUGAAAGUUACUUCCCCAUCAAGCAAAUUCUCGAUGUUUUCUCGAUUUUUUAAGUCAAAUAAGGACCAAAAGGAAAAACAAUAUGCUACUCGUGACUACUCUAUAGAUGAAAAAACCAAUAAAGUGUUUCAGGAAUUUCUUAGGUUUGAUCCAGCUUUAGAGAAUAGAUUCCGCUCGGCAAGCCAACCAAAAAUACAUGUACCCAAGCACAGACUACAUAGAAAACACUCAGAUGUGAAAUACUUUGAAGACAGACGAAGAGACAGACUGGCCCCAGACAAACGAAGUUUAAGUCUUGGUAGUGAUAGUAGUGCCAGCUCCAUUCGGAGACUGUCUCCACAGGACAGUAUUGAAGAGGAAGACUAUGAAGAUAUCCGAAAGGAGGAAGAAGAAAGCGCGGCACGUGAUCCAUUGUUACACUGCGCAGUAUCCGGUCAUGUGGUUCAGACAUUUCCUCUUCCUGAGGAAGAAAUCGGCGUAGAAGAUGCGUAAAAGAUUUUCCACAGUUUAUCGUCUUACUUAUUGAUUCUCUAAAAAUCGAUUUCUAUUGUUCUAUGGUCUUGCAUGUGUGUAAAAAUCAUUGGUGCAGAUUACAUCUCUGUAAAGUAGUUUGACUUGUAGAGAUUAGAAUGAUGUUUUAUGGUGCAUUGAAGAACUAAUUGUUCGUUAUACAAAUUUUGCCAAGGAACAAUAAUAUUUAUUGUAAUUUUGACUUUUAAAACCAAGAAUUAUAUUUUUACCGUGAAUUUGUUGUUCACAAUUUUAUAUACAUGUACUACCUUCCCGUGCAUUUGUUUCUUUUUUAUACAUUAUCUUUCAUAAUUAUUUUCUUUUCAUAUUUGAUUUAAAAAUUUUAUCAAUGAAUAAAUGUUGAACUCUUACACAUUGUAUGUGUUUGCUUUUGA
Messenger RNA from Magallana angulata, 3179 nucleotides. RefSeq lists its product as uncharacterized. Gene Ontology annotation, molecular function: transmembrane transporter binding. Gene Ontology annotation, cellular component: plasma membrane; secretory granule. Gene Ontology annotation, biological process: negative regulation of calcium ion-dependent exocytosis; negative regulation of voltage-gated calcium channel activity. The transcript is spliced from 7 exons. The record is from RefSeq and is a predicted model, not a curated record. NCBI's taxonomy places the organism in Eukaryota, Metazoa, Mollusca, Bivalvia, Ostreida, Ostreidae. The coding region runs from base 322 to 2766 and encodes 814 amino acids.